Molecule: messenger RNA, 6460 nt
Organism: Dreissena polymorpha
Lineage: Eukaryota; Metazoa; Mollusca; Bivalvia; Myida; Dreissenidae
Product: E3 ubiquitin-protein ligase CBL-B-like
Exons: 10
Coding region: 24-2174 (716 amino acids)
Biological process (GO): negative regulation of epidermal growth factor-activated receptor activity; cell surface receptor signaling pathway
Cellular component (GO): membrane raft; plasma membrane
Molecular function (GO): ubiquitin protein ligase activity; SH3 domain binding; calcium ion binding
Source: RefSeq, a predicted model, not a curated record
CAAAACCAGGAAGAUGUGAGAAGAUGGCGCAGGGACCUAGGCAGAGAUCAAAUAACAAUCAAGGAAUGAAUCUCAGCGGUGGAUUUCUUAGUGUUAUUCAGGGAGUUUUUAAUCAAAAUAAGCUUGUAACCGUUGACAAACGAACCAUAGAAAAGUCAUGGAAAUUAAUGGACAAAGUUGUGAAAAUGUGUCAACACCAUCGAAUGAAUUUAAGAAACAGUCCUCCCUUUAUUUUAGAUAUUUUACCUGACACAUAUCAGCAUUUACGGCUUAUUUAUAAUAAACAUGACGAUAAGCUACAUACCCUAAAUGAGUGUGAAUACUUCAGGAUUUUUAUCGAAAACUUAAUGAACAAGUGCAAAAACACAAUAAAAUUGUUCAAGGAAGGGAAAGAAAAAAUGUUUGACGAAACAACGCAUUAUCGACGAAACUUGACAAAGUUAAGUCUUGUGUUUUCACACAUGUUAGCGGAACUUAAAGCCAUAUAUCCAAAUGGAUCUUUCGCUGGGGAAAACUUUAGAAUCACAAAAAGUGAUGCAGCAGAAUGGUGGAAGAAAUCAUUUGGAGACAGGACAAUAGUUCCAUGGAGGAAUUUUCGACAGAGCUUGACCGAGGUCCAUCAGAUUUGUUCACCGCUGGAAGCCAUGGCUCUAAAAUCAACGAUCGACUUGACCUGUAACGACUUCAUUUCAUGUUUUGAGUUCGAUGUUUUUUCAAGACUGUUUCAACCUUGGUGCAAUCUAUUACGCAACUGGAACGUGCUAGCAGUCACCCACCCAGGCUACGUUGCAUUCCUAACAUAUGACGAGGUGAAGGCACGGCUACAAAAAUACGCCAACAAGCCGGGCAGUUAUGUGUUCCGAUUAAGCUGUACACGUCUCGGCCAGUGGGCAAUCGGGUACGUGACAGGAGACGGUCAGAUACUCCAGACCAUACCGCAGAACAAGUCACUCUGUCAGGCAUUGCUUGACGGGCAGAGAGAGGGAUUCUUCCUGUACCCGGAUGGUCGGGCCAUCAACCCGGACCUGAGCUACCUGGUGCAGGACUCCCAGGAGGACCACAUCCGGGUCACGCAGGAGCAGUACGAGCUCUACUGUGAGAUGGGCUCCACCUUCCAGCUGUGUAAGAUCUGCGCAGAGAACGACAAGGACAUCAAGAUAGAGCCGUGUGGACACCUGCUGUGUACGCCGUGUCUCACACAGUGGCAGGAUUCCGAGGGUCAGGGCUGCCCAUUCUGCCGCUGUGAAAUCAAGGGUACUGAGGCAGUGGUGGUUGAUCCAUUUGACCCGCGACUCACUUCCAGUCGACUCGACUGCUCCGGAAUUGGAUCCAGUAGCGUAGGAUCUUUAAACUCCGUUACCACUGUAACAAACAAUACAGACACUGAUGAAGUUGAGUAUUCUGAAGCAAAAAGUACUCAAAUAGAGUCGCAAAAUUUGCGUCGCAACAAUCUUCCGCCUCCUGUGCCCCCUCGUCACCUGGAACCACCGAAUCCUUCGCCAAAUGUGUCUCCGUCAUCAUCUCCAAAGCUGCCAAGGAGACAGUUGCCACCCACACCUGCUCAUAAUUUUGACAACAAACAUCUGGAGACUGGACCUUCACAAAAACCAGUCGUUGAAAAACAAUCAGAGACAGGUGUGUCGUAUGCGGAACUUCGAUAUGAGGUCCCAAUCCUUGGUAAUAAAACUGAGGGUGUGGAAAACGGCCCCCAGGUGGCAUUCCCAUUGGUCACAGCUGGUCAUGUGACCAACUCGGUAUCGGGUAGCCAUGGCAACCAACAGGCCGAGUCAUCAAGUGGCAGCCAUUUGCAGGGAGGCACUAUUUUCUCUGUGACAGGCAAUACAAAAUCAACUUUACAUCGAGUCCCCAGCGAGUAUGAUGUGCCCCCGCUACCAGCCCCCAGAGGCCGCAACACACCAACGCUAGACACAAAGCGGAUUCCGGAGGCAAGCAAUUCCACAGAGAUCCCUCUGCCUGUGCGCCGUGACCGCCUGCGUGAGAACCAGGAGGGCAACAAGGAGAACAGCAUAUUUGACAGUAUAAACGAGGAGCAUGUGAAUGAGCUCGUAAACAAGGGUUACGACAGGCUGAAAGUCAUGGAGGCGCUACGGGUCGCCAAAAAUAACAUCUCCAUGGCCCAGGAGAUUCUUGAGACGUUUGUGAAGUUGUCAUAGCGACCAAGAUGGUGAAAAAUCUGUGUGUGUGCGUGUGAACGCUUGAUACCAGGAAAUCUGUGUGUUAAUGCUUGAUAGCGAAAAUGUGUUUGAACGAUUGAUAGCAGGAAAUCUGUGUCUGAACGCUUGAUAGCGGGGAAUCAGUGUCUGGAACGCUUGAUAGCGGAUAUGUUGUACAAAUAGAUAUAAAGUGAUGUUGUUGGAGGAUGUAGUUGUAGAAGUGAUCUGUGCACUAACAAUUAUGUUGUUUUUUUGCUGGGUUAAUUUUGUUUUGUGGAUGGAACUAAUUAGGAAUGCCAACAGGAGUAUAUGAAACAUUAAUUUAUAAAUGUACUGAACCAUUUACAUACAUUCAAAUAUUUGCACAAUUUACCUCAUUUAUUAAUUGCAUAGGUUAAAAAAGAUCUUUCUUGUUAUGGUCAUUCUGGGUCAUCGUGAAAAAGAGUUGUUUUGACAUGGAAGCCCCACUCCCCAAAUAUUGUCAGACACAGAUGUUGUUCAGACAUCAAUUUGAAUGGACAGCUGACCUACUCAAAGAAAGGAAAUUUGAUGGCAAAAGGCUUUUUGUUUGGAGAAGCAUGGUUACAUGUUUAAAUUCUAUUUUGUUAUAAAUCCUAAAUCUACAAUUUCUUACAAAAUUAAUGUAAAUAAGGUUAUGCUCAAACUUAGUUUGAUGAAAAUUUGCUUUUUUUUCAUUCAAAUUUUUGGUUUUCAUAUCUAUGUGAAUUAGACCUUUUAUUUUAUGCUUUCUGGUGGUUUAUAGAGAAAUAGCAGUGAAUUAAAACUGAUUAUUCACUAUUUCAAACAGUGAAAAUUAUCGAUAAUUUUUAUUGUUUUACCGGAACUAUUUUUAUAUAUGUGUGGUUCCCUGUUGUGACCCCUAAUUUUACCGAGGCGACUACUCUUCAAUGAAUCUUUAUAACAACUUACAGAUUAGCUUCCCUUGAACAAACAUGUAAUGACAUGUGGGGUGCCCAAAAGGAAAUUAGCAGAAAUACAAUCAUUUGUAAGCAUAAAAUAAAAAGAAAAUGUGUUGUAUUUGGUGGGAUAUCGAUUUCAAUUCACUCAUGAUCAUAGAAAAAAUAUAUUUUACAUGAUCACUUGUGAAUUAAAAUCGGUUUUCCACCAAAUCCAGUAAAAAUCCUCUAUUUAUUAACAAGGGUUACAGGUGUUAACAUACAUGGUUAUGAUUCAAAAUAGAUGCCUAAAAGUUAACAGUGUUUUUUGUUCAAAUUCGGGGCUAGUAUUGGGCCCCAAUCCCAAUAGAAACAAGUAAACCUUUUUUGCAAAUGGGACCAUAAAAUUCCCUAAUAAAGGUUUCCCCCCAAAAAAAUUAAGCAUUUGUAAGCAAAACAACAAUAAUAAUUUCCAAAUUUAAGUCAAAACGCCUCCAUUUUUCCCAAUGCAAAGAGAUCCAGACCCAUUGGUGAAAUAAACCAUUGUUAAGAUCAUCAUUGCAGAUAAAAAUAAACUCUGAGGGUGAAAAAACUUUCUCUUGGACUUCCAAGUAAAUGAUAAUAAAUAGUUGGAAUAAUGUUAAGGUUGCAUGUGAGAAAAAAUAGUUUGUUGAAGUGGUCAGUUUACAUUCAUUGGUGUUUUUGAUGUGUGUUUUGUCUUCAUUGUUACAAAGAUGUGAAGUUUCAAAUUUAUUGUAUGAAAUGCUAUAAAUUGUAAAUAAAUAUAUUUUGUUAUAUGAAAAUAUAUAAUAUAUUAAGUAUGUUGUUACCUGUAUUUCUUUCCUAUUUGUCACAUAUUUGUUUUAUAUGCUGUAGUAUUGUAACUUAUUCAAAAUAAUAUUGUUGAUCAUUUUACAUUGUACAUUCUCCUUAAGAUUUUUUUGUUUUUGUUGUCUUGUUGUCAACUUCUUUCACUGCAUUUAUAGUCAUACCAUUGCUGACUUGUUAAUAUACAAAAAUAUCAAAUGUCCAGAACGUUUCAAUCAUCAUUAAAUUUGCUAAACUGCUUACUUGGUUACAUGUAAAUGAAUUAAUAAGGGUUUUGCAGUUUGGUUUAGUAUUAAUUAUUUGAUCUUUCACCUGUUGAUAUGUUUGUAAAGUUCAUAAACUAGUUCCGUGAUUACUGUAAGUUUUCGGGCACUAAAUUUUCGGACACCUCCUUUUUUGGCCAAAAUAAUUAUUUUUCGUGUCUCAUAAUUUUGUGACAUGCACAUUUUUGUUUAUCAUUAAUGACUCUAAGUUUUCUGACAGUAUAUUUUACAGUGCUAUUUUAACAGAUUUCGGCACUGUAUUCAGGAAUCUUGUUACACUUUUAUUAUGAUGGAUUUUUACAAAUAUAUUAAGGUAAUUAAACCUUGGAGACGCAUGCCUUAGGGCCAUGGACCAUAACAUUUGCAUAAAUAACCAUGUAGAAAACUCCUGCUUCACCCAAAAGCAUUUUAAAUGAUAUCUUCCUUUUAAGGAAGCAGUACUAUUGUGCAUUGAGUUAUUGAUUUUAUUUCAAUAUAAUUAUAAUUUUUGGACAUUUAAUUUUUGUCUCUAAGUUUUCGGACACCUGUACUUUUGAAUAUUUUCGGUCUCUAAAUUUUUGGACUCAAUCUUUUUUAUUAUUUUUGAGUAAUUCAGUACCGUUAAACUUUUUUGCAUGUAAGCAUGUAAGAAGGUGUACUCAAGGGUCUUAUGACAUUUUUAUUAGCAUAUUUGAAAUGAGUCUCUGGAAAAAAACAGGGUAAUAUGCAUGUUGGAAAAGUGUUAUCCCAGAUUGGCCUGUGCAGUGCAUGGACUGCACGUGCUAAUCAAAGACGACACUUUAUGUACAUGCAUUUAACCCCUUGAGCGAGAAUCAAACGUGUAGUACCAUCAACAAGUUUCAAUAUUUGGUACAUGGCAGGGUCUGUGUAAUUUUGCUUCCAUGGCUGAUCUGUUUUGUUUUCAAAAGAUGAACGUUAAACAUACAGGUGACAUUGGCAGAUGAAAUGAAGAAAUGAAACCUGAGCUGGGUGUUUUAAAGCUCCUUAGAGAAACUUAGAUUGCUUUUAAAUAAAAUUUUCAAAUUUUAAAGAUAUCUAGGAAAUGUUUGUACAUAGUUCCUUAAAAGCUUUGGGACUGUGGUCCAAGGUAUUGGAAUUUAUCGGGAGAGAUAAUGUGUUCACAUUUUAUUAAAUGUGGGUUGAAUGUGAAGAAAUUCAUGUCAGUUUAGGUCAGAGUAACUGAUUCCUAGACAUGGAAGUUUGAAGCUUGUUAACACUUCUGCUGGGCAGAGUAAGUGAUUGUGAUAAAAUGUGCUUGAAAAGUUAUAUGAAAACAUACCUGAACAGACUGUUAAGUCAUUUGCCAAAAAAUAUUCCAUUACAAUCAUGUGUUUAAAUCUUCAGUAGUUUGCAUUUUCAUUUCCGUGAAAACAAGUUGAUCUGUGUAAUGUGUAUGGGCAAUAAAUCGCACACUAUUUAGUAUUUGACUCCACAAGUCAGGAUGCUCUUGAUUAUACUUGCUACAACAGUGAUCAAUAAAAAUGCCUUCUGCAAAUGAGCUUUGAUUUCCAUUUGCUGAAUAAUCAUUAUUAAGACUCAAUUGUACUUAAAAUAUUUAUUUUCUUUGGGGGGUCUUAAACCCUCCACCACUUAGAUAAGUAUUUUCACGCAUUUAAGUCCCUUAGAAAGUUAUAUUUAAUUAAAGACCUUUCUUACUAGAUUCAAUUAUUAAAUCUUUAAUUUUCCAACCCUUAGAUACUGAUAAGCAUCAAACAGCAUAAAACCUGAAUAGACUGCGAGUUUCUUGCAGGCUGUUCUGGUUAUAUGCUGUUUGCACAUGGGCAUUUUCACUUUGCUUCUAAGAGGGAAAGGGUUCAUUCUAUUUCUUGCCAUAUGAGUUUUUGGAUAUUUAACGAUCCAAAAUUUAAGUCCCAACUUCAAACUUAAAUAUAAACAAAUUAAAACAUUUUUAAUAUUGGAGUGUAUUAGAGGUAGUUUGAUUUUAAUGUAGUCAUUUUCAUAUUGCUUGUUCUCUGUUGCAUCAAUUUCAUCAUUCUAGUAGUUUGACAUAUCGGUAAGUGUCAAUUAUGAAUAGCUUCCUCAGAGUUGUUGCCCUUAGAUUAAUCAAUUUAUGUCGAGGAGUUGUUGCCCUUGGAUUAACCAUUUUAUGUAGAGGAGUGGCGUGUAUUUAGGCUGGACUGUUGUUGGUACAAUGUGGUUAAGGAUUUAAUAAAAUUUUCAUACAAGCAUAAUAUUGGAUUAACUGGCAUAAAUGUUAUGUAAGUGUUUCAAUCUUUUGUUAUAACUUGUGUGUAUAUAAUGAUUGGGUGAACAUGAAAAAAAAAAAGAUUAUCUGACA